AUGGUUAUGGAUGCCGCUGGGCCUGAAUUUCAUCUAGAUUUUGAAGAACCUCCAAAUCCUGAUUCAAAAAGAUUUUACGACAUGUUAAAUGCUGUUGACAAAGAGUUAUGGCCCGGUUGCACAACACACUCGCAAUUAUCAUUUGUUGCUCGAGCUAUGCACAUGAAAGCCGAGCAUCACAUGUCUGAACGAAACUAUGAUGACAUGAUGCAACUUGUUAGUGAAGUUCUCCCUUAUGAUAAUACAGUGCCUGAGAAUUUCUACAAAACCAAGAAGUUGUUGCGGGGAAUGGGUUUACCAGUUGAAAAAAUUGAUUGUUGCAAUAAUGGUUGUAUGUUGUAUUGGGAAGAUGAUGCAGAUGCUACGAGCUGCAAAUUUUGUGGUCACGGUCGAUUCAAGAGGAAACCACCACGCAAUGAUGCUGGUUGUUCACAGACGAAAGACCUCGAAGGAAGUCUUUCUGUGUUCAAGUUUCAAGGGCGAUUUCUCGGAAGGGCAAAAGCAAGAUACUUGACAGAAGAUGAAUACAAUGCUGCCCGUAGUUACAUCUUACUCAAUUGCGUUGAGGUUGAACCAUAUAUUAGUAUAUUUGUGGGUUCAUUGAGGAGUCAACGAAGAAGCAUCUCGAGAGAAGAAAUUGAUCAAAAACUUGAAAACGAAUUUCCUGAUUGGUUCGAGAAAUAUGUACAUGAUCCUUUGAAUGGAAUUACUAAUGAAUAUAUGCAAGACCUUGCUAAAGGCCCAUUGAGAAAAAUAAAGUCAUAUUCUGGCUACAUGGUCAAUGGUUUUAAAUUUCACACUCUUGGUUGUGGUACUUCCAAAAGCACUAUGAAUAGUGGGGUGUGUAUUAAAGGAUCAAACUUCAGCGUUGAGAAUGAUUUUUAUGGACGAUUGGUCGAUGUGGUUGAGGUUGGAUAUAAUGGGUUCCACACCAACACAAUAGUUUUAUUCAAAUGUGAAUGGUUUGACCCCACUGCUCGAGGAAUGAAUAUUCAUAAAGACUACAAGCUGGUGGAUAUCAAUCAUAAACGCCGAUUUGAUAGGUACGAGCCUUUUAUGUUGGGGAUGCAAGCAAAACAAGUGUUCUUUUGUGAAUAUCCAGGUGCAAGUCGUGAUAAACGAGAUUGGUGGGCUGUGUGCAAUGUUAAGGCAAGGGCUUUUGUGGAAGUUCCAUUGUCAGUUGAUAAUAAUGUUGAAAUGCAAGUCACGCCACCUUACCAAGAAGAUGAGAGAAGUGUCCAUCGUAUAUGA
Molecule: messenger RNA, 1251 nt
Organism: Striga hermonthica
Lineage: Eukaryota; Viridiplantae; Streptophyta; Magnoliopsida; Lamiales; Orobanchaceae
Source: the annotation of a GenBank genome assembly